Messenger RNA from Manis javanica (Malayan pangolin), 3282 nucleotides. It is a transcript of the gene IL23A, whose product is annotated as interleukin 23 subunit alpha. Gene Ontology annotation, molecular function: cytokine activity. NCBI's taxonomy places the organism in Eukaryota, Metazoa, Chordata, Mammalia, Pholidota, Manidae. Gene Ontology annotation, biological process: positive regulation of T-helper 17 cell lineage commitment; immune response; positive regulation of T cell proliferation. The record is from RefSeq and is a predicted model, not a curated record. Gene Ontology annotation, cellular component: interleukin-23 complex; extracellular region.
GAGCCAGGCUCCUAACACUGCCCAAGCAUCUGCAUCUUCUACAAUCUAAAGGCAUCCGUCAGAAACUCCCAUCUGAGAGUAUUUCCCCAGAGGCCCUGGUAACAUCCCCCUGGAAUAGGACCCUUCAGCUAUCAAAUUCCCCUGGCUCUCGGAAUUGGACAUUAUCCCUCAGAGGGGUGUGAGCACGGCGGAUUGAGACAUUUGUCCUCCCGAACUCAACAGAUUCAGCGUCACCAGUUAUGAGGGAUUCUUGGGUCCUGACUCUGCGCUUAAAUUGUUUUGGAAUGGGGCCAGGUUGUGAGAUGUCUCCCAGGGCACUUUAGCCCAGCUUUUAAAGGCCACACAGAGGGCCUUUGGUGGGAGAAAUUUGUCAUGGAGGGUACAGUUUUAAAGCAUUUCUGUCUCUCAGUAAAGGCUGGUAAAUAGACUGAUAAAAGGACCCCAGAAUCUAGACUUCCAGGAUUUAGAGGGGUGCUAGACUGUCAGAGGUCAUAUAUCAAGAGAAAAACUCAAGAGGGUCUCUCAAACUCAUCUGACUUCACAGGUCCCUAGAAUUAAAAUCUUGCAAAAAGAUGGGUGCUGAGAGACCUAGACAGUUCCUACACUUUGAGAAAUUUCCAUAUUGAGGUCUCAAAUCGAGAAAAACUUCACUGAUCCAUGAGACGUAGAGGGUGGGAGAUUGCCAGAGAUACCUGGGCUAAAUUAGCUACUUUAUAAAGGAUGCUCAGUGUCCGGGAAAAUGCAGUGAUUGAGAAUGCAAGAUCUGAAGCCAGAUUGUCUACACUGGAAUUCUUGCCACUUAGCUCUGUGAUCUUGGGCAAGUAACUUCUCUGCACCUCAGUUUCCUCAUCUGUAAUAUGGAGAUAACAGUAGUAUCUACCUCAUAGAUUGUUUUGAGAAUUGAAUCAAUUAAUACAUGAAAAGUGUUUAGACCAAGGACUUGGCCUACCGUGAGAGUUGGCUAUGUUUUAGCCAUCAGCUACCUGAGGGAACUUCAUCUGAAUCCGGAGUAGGGGCAUCCGACUGGAAAGACAUUCAUUCCACUGCUUAGGAGUGUCUUGUGAAUGUGAUUUGCAUAACGGUUGAGGUCCUGCUGACAUCAGGGGAUCCUUGUAGCCCAGGUCAAGAUCUAGCCCUGAAAGCAGUUCUGCCACACAACAGUCCCACAGUCACCCCACCAACCUUGCUUCCUACCCAACUCAUGAAACACCAGGAAGUGAAACAAAGCAGCAGAGCCCCAUGCCUCCAACUCACUCCAUCCGCCAAGGCACCGCUUCCUCCUCCUCCUCUUCCCCUUUCAUCUCUUAUCCUUUCGGGCUCCCAGAAUUGGGACUAGAGGUAGGAAGAGCUUAGGAGACAUUAUACACCAGUGAAGUAAACUCCACCCCCAAAAUACACUGGUUUCCUUACUCAGAUCGAAUGAAUGUAGGGAGAGGCAAACAUUUCUCACUUAAACUGAGAUAACCUCUCUGAUGCUGGAAAUGUUUUAUCCAAACUAAUUUAUCAGUCAUAAUAUCUGAAUCACAGGUUCCAUUGGGCAGUUUUGAAGAGUUCUGAAUGCAGGGAGACCUCUAUGAAGAAUAAAUUUAUCAGAGCUGAAGGGGAAAACUCUUUGGGGAGGCUUUUGGAGCCAUCUGUGUGGUCAUCCAUGGCCUCAUUCUGACGUCUAAAUUGUUCUGGGACCCUCCACUGGGGUUGGGGCAGUCCCGGUCCAGACCACCCUGCACUCCCACGCCCAACCUCACCCUCAGCCGUCUCACUGGAUGUUGCAUCAGGGAGGAUGAUGAAAUCAGUGUCAGUGGAGUUUACCAGUGGAUGCAACGGGCUGAAGGACCAGCCUUGGUCCUUGACUCUGUACACCUCCAACUACCCAGAACUCCUGGACUUCCUAGCCUUCAGGUAGUGGUUUGGGGCUGGAAUAUCUAAACCGGACUCCAAGUCCUUGCUUACACUGGUGUCCCAAAAGAACCAUCACUUGAACCCCACAGAAACUGAAACUUAGGGCCACUGAGGUUGAGGAAUCAGAUGGUUCUUGGUAACAACUUUCUCUGCCUCCAAGAGCCCUCCUGGCCCCCACAGCAAGGCCUAAGUGGCAUCCAUUCUCCCCCAGUGAAAAUAACACUGUGCCCAGAGGAGAAAAAGAAGCCCCCUUAUUUUUGAGUGAGGACAGGAGGGGAGAACCAAACUUCAUUCCAAACUGAAUUUACAUCCUAUUGGGAGAUAAACUAAUGCUUCUAUUUUGUUUUUUCCUCAGGCAGGAAGAGAUAAGGAAAUUAGGAAGGGGUGGGGGUGUAGCUUUGAGAGGCAAAAAAAUGGGGGAAAGGUUAAACAGGAAGGAACUUGAGACUAAAUCAUUUAAAUAUUUGUUACUCCUAACCCCACUCCUCUCCACAGCCAUUUCUAUUCCUGAAGAGCAUUACACAGACAUCCCAUCCCAGGCCUCCAGCCACAGCAACCACGACUCAUUUCCCCUGGAACUGAGGCUGCAUACCUGGGCUCUCCAGGGCGGGGAUGUUGCUGGGAGGGAAAUCCCACCUGCUGUGAGUCACCUGCCAGUAGAAAGGGCGGGUCUUAAAAUGCAGGGACCUUAAAAAGACACUCCCAGACACGGGGAGGAAAACAACAGGAAGCAGCUCAGAGACUCAGUGAACAGAGAGGCACAGGACAGAGAGGAGCAGGCUCGGAGCCAGGGGAAGUGGGCAGGGAUCCACAGGGCCCUGUGCAGCACAAAGCCGACUGGUAAGAAGCCAUGGGGAUCCUGGGGAGUAGAGCCCUGCUGCUGGCGCUGCUGGUCUGGCCCGCGCAGGGCCAGACUGUGCCUGAGCAUAGUCGCCCCGCCUGGGAUCAGUGCCAGCAGCUCUCCCAGAAGCUCUGCACACUGGCCUGGAGUGCACACCCACCAAUGGGACACGUGGAACUACCAAGAGAAGGAGAUGAUGAGACUACAAAUGAGGCCCCUCAUAUCCAGUGUGCGGACGGCUGUGAUCCCCAAGGACUCAGGGACAACAGCCAGUCCUGCUUGCAAAGGAUCCACCAGGGCCUGGUCUUUUACGAGAAGUUGCUGGGCUCAGACAUUUUCACAGGGGAGCCUACUCUACUCCCUGAUGGCCCAGUAGGCCAGCUUCAGGCUUCCUUACUAGGCCUCAGGCAACUCUUGCAGAGGGUCACCACUGGGAAACUGAGCGGACUCCAAGCCCCAGUGCCAGCCAGCCGUGGCAGCGCCUCCUUCUCCGCCUCAAGAUCCUUCGCAGCCUGCAGGCCUUUAUAGCUGCAGCCACCCGG